CUCGAACGCGACGAGGGGUUAGGACGCCAUUGUGAGAAAACGAAGUCCUCGGGAAAAACUCGGUUAUUUCGGCUUUUUCGUGGUUUACAUCUCUUUUAGGAAUGUCUUCGCGGUCACGUGGACGAGGCCACAGAGGGAGCGGGAGGGGAGGUUAUGGGCACAGAGGGGGAGGCAAUUGGGGAGGGAACCGAGGGGGGCACAGAGGGGCUGGGGGAGGGGGUGGGAGGAUGGAUUAUUACCAUCACCACCACCAUCACGGAGGGCGAUCACCACACCCAUCGCAGCGGCAGCAUGAUCCGGAGAAGCUGCUGGCCUCCCUUGGGCCCGAAGCGCAGUUAGCCCUCACCACUGCCAUCAUCAACUCCGUGUUGAAAACCCCAGAUGGCAGGGAGGGACGAGGCAACUUCCGUGACAACCGCGAACCCAACUACAGACAUCAGCGGGAUCCCCGCCGCGAUGGUCGUGGAGGCUACUACAGGGAGGAGUCGAGGGAGCGCAGGCACUUUGGUGAGGACCGCAGGUAUGAGCCCAGGUCGCACCACCAGGAGGGGCGCAGCCAUCACUAUGACCGAGAGAAACCCCCAGCUGGCCCCCCUCGCUCCCGUUAUGGCAAAUACCCCGGCCAAUCCAAGAGGAGGCCGUCGCCUCAUGGCCAUCCUGGGGCCGCGUACAAGCGACAGAGAAUGGAGAGCAUUGAGGCUGGAGGCAGUCCUCACAGGGAAGAAUUUGCCGAAAACGACUCUGGUGCUGCCUCAACCCACGACAGACCGCGUGACAGGGAGCACCACAGUGAGGGUCCCAAGGAAGGCCAUGACUCCCAUGAGGUGGCUGCUGGAGGUAACGGCAAUGGCGAGGGGGAAGGCGGGCCCAGCGGAGUGCAGGUCACCAUCCGUGCCGACGGGGAGCGAGCCGUGAACAGUGAGGGCCACGUGAGGACGCGGGUGGCUGGUCGCCUCUUUGUUGAACUCAGAUGUCCACAUUGCCCGAGCCAGAGGUCCAUUACUUUCAAGGAGUACAAGUUCCACCUGGGAAGCGAGGGACACAAACAGCAGCUGAACCGGCUGGCUAGGAAGCACUCUGUGGUGCUGAGGAAGAUCAGGGUCCAGCAGAGACAGGAGCAGAAGGAGAUUGAGGCAAAGUGGCGCGAAGAAAAUGGCGAGGAGUUUAAGUCAGCUGUUACUAGGUUCUGCAGUACAUGCAAGCUAGCCUUCAAGUGUCUGGGCAAAAACUCAAGUGAUGGCAUAAGCCACCACAGCAGAAGCAAGCUACAUAGGAUGCAGAGGCACUAUCUCCAUCCUCGAUGCGGAAUAUGCCGAAUCACUUUCCCGAGCCGUAUGGUGUAUGAGCAUCACAUUGCUUCCAUCAAUCACCUACGGGGCUCGUUGCAGGUAAGGACAGCAACUAUUGACAGUCAGGGUGGCAGCCGACGCAAUGAGAACCACAACCAAGAGGAGGAGGGUGUUGACCUUGACUUGGCCAACUUCAUGACACUCGACUCGGUGGGAGAAGAUGAUGAUGAAGAGGUGGGAUCAGAGCACGAGGAGAUCACAGGGGGCAUCGAUGCUGUGGAGGCUGCAGAGAAGGAAGCUGCAACAGGAGACGAGGACGAGGACGAGGACCUAGACGAGUCAGAGAGCAGCAGCAACCGCAACAAGGGUCAUGGGCACUACAGGAGCAAGGAGGAACUGCAGUAUGGCCGCAGGGGACGGAAUGUGGGCAGCAGCAAGGGCAAGAGGCACAGGGCACUUGACCGGGGGGAUGAAGAUGAGGAGGAGGACAUUCCUAUGGAGUCGGACUGGGAUAAAGACCAGCCGGAGGAGGAUGACGACGAGGAUGAAGAGGAACAUCAGCCACUGGGAACUGAGUAUGUGCGCCGGAUCGAGGCCUACUUCUGCAGCCUGUGCUACAAGAUCAUCCGAGCUGAUUCCUCCUUAGGGUCCCGUGCUGUACAGAGGCACUGCCGCUCCUUUGACCACCUGUCACAUUACCAUGACCAACAUCCAGCAUCACACCAGGGGGAAGAUGGCAUGAGUGGAGACGAGGCCGAGGGUGACCUAGAGGACGAUCCAGACCAGGCUAAAUUGUGGGAGGAGGUCGACAAGGGACUCACCGCCCUCCAAGGGGAAAUAAUGACAGAGAUAGAAGGCGAAGAUGGACUUGAGGGAAAUGACAAAACAGAUAAGAAGGAAAAUGGAGGAGCAACAAAAGAGAAAGAAAGUGAGGAAGGAGGUGAAGAGGAGAAAGGGUUUGGAAAUGGAAAACAAGCAAAAGAAGCAAGCCGUGAAGAAGAUAAGGAGGAUGAAGUGAGGCACUUACCUUAAACUGAAUCUUUUUGACACUUAGUGUAACUUUUUUACUUUUUCAUGUGUUUGUGUGCACACAAGUGUAUGUGUGUAUUUGUAUGUGUCUGUGUAUGUAUCAGAGUGUGUAUGUUGCAUGUGCAUGUAGGUGUUUGUUCAUUGUAGCAGAAUGUAAAAAAAGAAAAAAAAGAAAAAAAAGAAUGGAGUGAAAUAUAGAUAAUAAGAAACUUGGUACUGUUCUUUUCUUUAUCAGUAUACUUAAGGAAAGUCAUUUCAGCAACUAGAACUUGGAUUUGUCAGAGGUUUUGAAAUGUGUUUUGUUUUAUUUUGUGACAGUCGCCUGUGAAGGAGGAAGAAGCGGAGGACAUGGGUAAUGCAACCAGUGUGAAGGAGUGGGAAGAAGUGGGCGAAGAAUUUACCGAGUAAGUUUGUAUGCGUGAUAGUAAUGGCUGUGGAGCAGUGGCCAAGCUGGUUGGAUGGAUGGCUGGUGAUCUGCCCUUGUGAUCGGAGCAGUGCCAGUGUUGCUGCUGUGGGGUGCUGGCUGAGUCACUGCUGGCUGACGGUUGCAAAUCUUCCUGUCCGACCCAAGAGAGAUCCAGUGACAUCCUUGCUACACUCGGAUCUAAAGUUCCCUUGAUACCCAGUCACUUGCAUUAGUCCUACAGUAAUAUAGGUGUGCUAUGAAGUGCUUCUGCGAAAGUGCUUGUGCACUUAUUUCCUGUGACAAAACUCCCUUUUGUUAAGUCAAGCUGGGGUUACAUUUUUGUUGUUUUUCUAUGUGACAAAUUCCUGCCCUGGCAGUGCUAGAAUAAGUCACAUCUGCACUGUUGUAUCAGUUGUAAAUCAGUUUUAUGUAUAUGUCAUCUUUAGCAGUACUGUUUCAAGUGGUGGAAUGGCUGUUGCAGUAAUUUGUUGCAUCAUACUAUGCAGCUAUUACAGAGCUCUGCAACACUGCCACAUCAAGCUGGUUAAAAUUUGUGCUUCUUGAGCAGUUUUAUACAAAGCUUUCUUAACAAGAUAUUUCUUGUUUCUGUAAAUGGCAGUGUUACACUGAGCAAUGUUCACCUUCCUAACAGUGUAAUUUUAAGCAGUGAGUGCUAAGCCACCUUUCCUCAAGCAUUGUUACUUCAAGCAUACUAUAGCUUUGCUCAUGCAUAAAGUUCAGGAGUACAUGUAAGAAGAGUUAGUGAUGAUAGUACGCUAUUGCAGCGAUGUAAGUGGACACAGUCCGAGGUUCCAGUGCCAAGUCCUCUGCGGGAGGAGUGGCACCCAUUCGUGUGGUUUUAUUGAUGUUGAUUUUUCAUUGAAAGUCAUAUUGCCAUUAAGUUUGGUCUUUUUUGUUUGGAAUUCGUUUUCUUUUUUUUUUUUUUUUUCUUUUUUUCUUUUUUUUUUUAGUUGCCUUGUUUUCAGUACUGUGUGGUAGGACAAUAGUACAAGAUCAUUUGUUCUGUAAUGAAAAAAACUUGACAGAAAAGUAGAUAAAAUCUACUGUGUAUUUUGUGGAUACGUUUGUAAUGGAAGUGGCUUGGCAAUACAUAGUCAGUGUUCCUUGCAAUUUUGCAAGAUGUCUUUCUUUCAUAUAUUUCAUCUUGGAAUUAGAAGUUUACUCAGAAAAUAUUCCAGUAUUUUUUAAUAAAGAAAACAGAAAAU
Molecule: messenger RNA, 3950 nt
Organism: Penaeus indicus
Lineage: Eukaryota; Metazoa; Arthropoda; Malacostraca; Decapoda; Penaeidae
Exons: 13
Coding region: 102-2321 (739 amino acids)
Source: RefSeq, a predicted model, not a curated record